Molecule: messenger RNA, 1305 nt
Organism: Colletotrichum destructivum
Lineage: Eukaryota; Fungi; Ascomycota; Sordariomycetes; Glomerellales; Glomerellaceae
Product: Putative protein kinase-like domain superfamily, AN1-like Zinc finger
Exons: 3
Coding region: 1-1305 (434 amino acids)
Source: RefSeq, a predicted model, not a curated record
AUGGCACCAAGAUUCUUCAACUGCUCCGUAUCCGAGUGCCAAAGACCGAGCGCACGUGCAGUCGGCGCCGGGUGUGACAUGUGUAGCAGACACUUCUGCGGUGUUCAUCUAUCGAGGGGCUUCCACAAAUGCAAGACUAGGGACCUCGAUGACGCCGCCUACAACGACCUGAUGCUGUCAGAGAUCAGCCUCCUUCGUGCCCAGAUCAACGAAAGCGCAGCGUGUCAACUCGCUUCAAACCUGAACGGUGGAAAACCCUGUGUAUUGGAGUACCCCACCAAGAUUAUUGGGCAGGGUGCCCUCACCGGUUGCGCCAACUACCACGUCCGUAUACGGUUUGACGACGGAUCUCCUUCAUGGCUUAUGCGAGUGCCUCGGGUUACAGGCUUUGCGGUCGGCCUGCCUGUGUCUCUCGCCGAAUACCUGAUCCGCAGCGAGUACGCAACUCUGAAGUUCCUUGAGACCACCGCAGUGCCAGCCCCGAGAGCGUUCUCGUUUGGAAUCCCGUUGCCAGGCACGCCGUGGAAUGGUCAGGGUGACGCGUCCAAGGUCUGGGAUGGACUUGCCGCAAUUUUCGUCGAGCUGGAGAAGCACGAGUUCCAGCAAGCGGGAUCUCUACUCGUCUUAUCUCCUGAAGACCGACCUUCGAUUUCCGCCACCGCCAGCGACAGAUUCGUGUGCCUGAAUCCCUGGGGACCGUUCGACACGUCAGAGGAAUAUUACUCAGCGUGGGCCGAACAGCAUCUGACUCUGAUUGCGGAUGGUCAACUGUAUCCCCAAUUCCCUGUUGAAGCAUACCUGGUCUACCAGUUUCUAAAGGAAAACGCAGCCCAGCUAUCCGAACCUGAGCGUGUCUUUUUUCUGAAGCAUGUCGAUGAUAAGGGUGAUCACCUGCUGGUCGACGACGACCUGAACAUCACGGGCAUCAUCGACUGGCAGAUGGCCCGCAUCGUUCCGCGAAGAGAGGCGUUUGCAUUAUCCCUCGUGUCGGCCGACAUGGGAGCUCUGUGCAAUGGCCAAGUCUCACUUAGUGCCAAGGAUGCUGCCCUGAGCGUUGCCUUGCGCGACAAGAGCGCACGGCUAGCCAAGUAUACAGGGGACGAGAAGGUUCGGAGGUUCUUCUGGGGCCUUGGGCUUGAAGCUGAGUGGGCUUAUGCUCUGCCGUUAGCCAAGGCCAUCCUUGUGGUCUUUGGGGUGGAAGAAGACUGGGAAGAAUGGAGACAGGGAGCUUUCAAGCGGUACGAAAGCGAUGAGCGCCUAAGGGCCCUUGUAAGGGAAGUGAGCAAUGCUCAUAACAGUAGUUAG